CUUCUUUUUAAUUAGUUUAAGAUGAUGGUUUGUUCAGAAAUAAAUCAAAAAAGACUGAAAGUUAAGUAGAAAUGUGUCUAGAAAAGAAUGUCUAAUUUAUAAAUUAUAACAAUUUAAAAAGGGAGCAUCUCAUAAAAACUAUGCAAAAUCACAAAUUUAUUUUGAAUGAAUAUAUGACAACUAUACUAAAUAAAAGAGUAUGCAAAAAGUAAGAAGAUGCGGUUAAUAAUCAAAUAUGGAAUAAGACGCUAAAUUAAAAAACUGAUGAAAUUGGGUUAUGUAUAUGGAUUUACUUAGAACAUAAUAUGAGUCACAGGAGGAUAUUAGCAGAAUAAUGGAUUUUGUAAUUUAAAAGUAGUAGUAACAAGGGAAAUAAAGAAUGUGGGAAACAGUGUACAUUUGAAAAAAAUUAACUUUGUUGUAUGUUUACAAAGAGUUAAUUGUAUUAGAAUUUUCUAAGUAAGUAAUAGUGUUAUUAAAACUACUUACUGUAAAUCGUUAUUGAUCAUAAUGGUAAAAACUAGAAUUUAGAAUUAUAUAAAUGUUAUCAUUUAAACAUGUUAGAUGACUUGGAAAUAAUAGUUAGGUUUCAUUAACACUUGAAUUUGAGUGAGGAGAUAGGGAAACCCAGAUCAUUAUCAUUUUAGGAAUAGACAAUGAUUCCAAAGUAAAAUUAUAGAUUGAUGAGAUUCAAUUCAGAUUAAAUAAGAACAACUGAGAAGAAGGUAUUGAUGUAUUCAGUAGAAGAAGAAGUGACUUUUAUGAUAGAUGAAAAUUAGAUAGGGAGAGUGAUGAGUUAGAAUUCAGAUUCUGAUUAUAUGAUAUAAACAAUAGAAGAGGAGACAGAUGUGAGUGAAUGGUAAGUUAUUGAUCAUAAAUAAUAAUUUACAACUGAUUAAAAGAAGGCAUUAAGUUAUUUGAAAGAGAUAAGAAAUUUAUUCAAUUGUAAAUCAAAACAUAGUCAUUAAAUAUAAUUGGUUUUAGAAUUUAUUGAAUGA
This is a messenger RNA of Paramecium sonneborni, 998 nucleotides long. The record is from the annotation of a GenBank genome assembly. Lineage: Eukaryota; Ciliophora; Oligohymenophorea; Peniculida; Parameciidae.